This is a messenger RNA of Equus caballus (horse), 2115 nucleotides long. Its product is annotated as C-type lectin domain family 9 member A-like. Gene Ontology annotation, biological process: positive regulation of natural killer cell mediated cytotoxicity; stimulatory C-type lectin receptor signaling pathway. Gene Ontology annotation, molecular function: transmembrane signaling receptor activity. The record is from RefSeq and is a predicted model, not a curated record. Gene Ontology annotation, cellular component: plasma membrane; external side of plasma membrane. Lineage: Eukaryota; Metazoa; Chordata; Mammalia; Perissodactyla; Equidae.
AUUCUGUGCAAAAUGGGCAUGGCCCUUUAAAUUAUUUUGCCCAGUCAUCUCCUCUGUUAAAAAAUUACCUACCUCCACAGUAAAAGAUGCAAACAAUGAAGCCUGAAGCUGAACUAUGAGCUGCUUUCUCACAUCUUCACGAGUAGCUGACAAAUACUGAGGCCUCUUGAAUAACAAGAACAGAUGAGAUACAGAGCCCAGAAGAAUCGAGUUGUGUUCCAGCUCACACACAUCUAUUCCAUCUGCCUACUGAGACUUACUUCUUCUAUUUGGACCAGACUCCAUUGCCAACAGGAACUCUACUGAACUCACACAGAGAUGAAUGCAAAACAUAUAACAUAUGCAGAGGUGAAACAUCAUCCUUCCAAGAAGCAGAUGCAAAAAGAAAAGAUAAAAGAGCAGCUUAUUUACUCAGAAGUGAAAACAUGUACUUUGAACUCCAAUCCGACAAAGAUAACGAGAACUGAACCAUCUAAAGCAAAAGGGUCUUCGGUUCCACUUGCCUGGUGUCUCACUGUAGUGAUUCUUGGAAUCUUUUGUGUUUGUCUUCUUUUAACAACUGGAGUCUUGGGAUAUAGGGUUUUCCAGGGUCGUCAGACGGACCUACCAAAGAAUACUCCAUGGGACAAUGUAACACAAGAAGACAAUUCCACAUUUAAAAACACGGCAGUCAAAGAGGAACCUCUUAACAGAGGAAGUGAAAGUAGCACAUGUGAAACUAAAUGGUCAUGUUGUGGAAAGAAAUGUUAUCAUUUUUCACAUGAUUUGAAGAACUUCGAAGAGAGUAAGAAGGUUUGCAAGAAAAUGGACUCCACUCUUCUUAAGAUAGAAGAUGAGAAAGAGCUGCAUUUCAUUCAAAGUCAGCUGUCCUAUUUCUCUUGGAUUGGACUGUCCCGUAAAGGAACCAGGAGCUCUUGGACAUGGGAGGAUAACUCACCACCUUUGCUCAAUGUUGAUUGGAAUGAAUCAAAGAAUGGAAACUGUGGCAGUCUAACAGCAACAAGGAUGGCUGCUUCUGACUGUUCCAGAUUCAUGUACUAUAUUUGUGAGAAGAAAAUGGCUCAUCUUGCUACCUAUCGAGAACAACAAAACAAAAGACAAAUAUGAUAAUUUUUCUUCAUAAAAGCCCACACCUUUGGAAGUUCUGGAGUUUCUCUCUCAUUUCAGAAUAUCUUCACUGUUUCUAUAGGCUGUAUGUAUUUGUAGUCUCUGACUGAGAUGAGGCUUGGAUGUUGGGCGCAUCAGAAUGAGGUACCUCAGACCUACCAUUUCUGCUCCUUUCACAUGAUUACUGCCAAAUCACACCAGACAUGAGCACUGGUUGGUUAAGAGAGUAUCAGUGCUUCCUAUGAGCAGUAGGAAGCAGAGGUCUGUAUAUAUUCUUUCUGCAACUCACACAGAUUUAGUAAGUAUUCCUGCAAACUUCAGUCACUAUCAUGCACAUUUGUGGUCAAAAUUAAUGCCGACAGUAAUUAAAGUCAUUAUUAUGUAGGAAAUGUAUAUAUAUUUCUGCUUAAUUUCUUACUUUUUAGGAGGACAAUAUUGUAUGACAAAGAGAAUAGUAUCUUGAAUCAGAUCUGAGUUUAAGACCUGCGCCACAACUAAUAGCUACGUGCUCUCUGGCAAGUCCAAACUUCUGAGUUUUCAUAUCAGUAGGUAAACUAUCAAACUGCUCUGCAGUGGCUGUACCAUUUUGCAUUAAAUCAGCAGUGUAUGCAAGUUUCUUCCAACAUUUAAUAUUGUCAGUCUUUAAAACCAUUUUAAUAAAGGUAUAGUGUACUUGAUUUUAACUUGCAGUUCCCUUAUAAAUCAAUGAUGUUUACCAUCUUUCCAUGUGGUUUUUUUGUCAACCGUAAGUCUCCUAUGAUAGGGUAGCCGCUCCUGACGCAGGAAGGGUUCAUAAUCCCUGGAAAAGGCUUGCCAACAAACUGUGACCCAGAGGUGAGAAGGCCAGUUAGCCAAUGACGGGUAAGACCUCCAGGGGGAGGCAACCUAAGUGAGGCAUUGGUCGGCCAGGGGCACAGAUGAUAUCGGGACCAGGAGGGGCCGUUGCCUAGGAGGACUUGCAUGCUCCGAGAUAAAAUAUACGAGCACAGCAAUAACAUGAUAAUAUCA